AUGUCUUCCGAUCAAACUCAAUCGCUCAGCAAGACGUCUUUUAAGUUCUUCGGGCUCGGAGGUAGCAACGAAGUUGGCAGAUCGUGUCACAUCCUGCAAUAUAAGGGCAAGACCGUGAUGCUCGAUGCAGGAAUCCACCCAGCCCAUCAAGGAUUAGCCUCGCUGCCCUUCUACGAUGAAUUUGACCUUUCCACAGUUGAUGUACUCCUCAUUUCACAUUUUCACUUGGAUCACGCUGCUUCUCUGCCCUAUGUAAUGCAGAGGACCAAUUUUCGAGGUCGAGUUUUCAUGACACAUCCAACCAAGGCCAUCUAUCGUUGGCUCCUAAGUGAUUUCGUCAAAGUCACCAGCAUCGGGUCUUCUGGUUCAACAGACAAAGACGAAAACCUUUACUCGGAUGAGGACCUGGCGAAAUCUUUUGACAGAAUCGAAACUAUAGAUUUCCAUUCCACCACCGAUGUGAAUGGGAUCAAAUUUACUGCUUUCCAUGCCGGCCACGUACUGGGUGCUGCCAUGUUUCAGCUCGAGAUUGCGGGAUUGAAAACACUAUUUACUGGCGACUACUCUCGGGAGAUAGAUCGGCAUUUGAAUUCUGCCGAGGUUCCUCCAUCUUCCUCUGACAUUCUAAUCGUUGAGUCUACAUUUGGCACUGCCACUCACGAACCUAGAGUCAACCGAGAAAAGAAGUUGACGCAACUCAUACACUCAACAGUGUUGCGAGGGGGCAGAGUUUUGUUACCUGUAUUUGCACUGGGAAGAGCUCAGGAGAUCAUGCUGAUCUUAGACGAAUUCUGGUCCAAACACUCCGAGGAGUUGGGCAACGGCCAAGUUCCCAUCUUUUACGCUUCGAAUCUGGCUAGAAAGUGUAUGGGUGUGUUCCAAACGUAUGUGAAUAUGAUGAACGACGACAUAAGGAAAAAGUUUAGAGACUCCCAAUCCAAUCCUUUCAUUUUCAAAAAUAUCUCUUACCUCAAGAACCUUGACGAUUUUCAGGAUUUUGGGCCUAGUGUUAUGCUGGCUUCUCCCGGUAUGUUGCAAAACGGUAUAUCAAGGGACCUUUUGGAAAAAUGGUGCCCUGACAACAAAAACUUGGUUCUUAUUACCGGGUACUCUGUGGAAGGGACGAUGGCUAAAUAUAUCAUGCUGGAACCUGAUACGAUUCCUUCCGUCAACAAUCCGGAAGUUAAUAUACCAAGACGUUGUCAAAUCGAGGAGAUAUCGUUCGCAGCGCAUGUAGACUUCCGUGAAAAUCUGGAGUUUAUGGAAAAGAUUGGUGCGAGAAAUGUUAUACUGGUGCAUGGCGAAUCGAACCCUAUGGGCCGUCUGAAAUCAGCGCUUUUGUCGAAUUUUGCAUCAUUGAAGGGAACAGAGGACGAGGUUCACGUAUUCAACCCGCGUAACUGUGUUGUGGUUGAGUUGGAGUUUUCAGGGAUCAAAGUCGCAAAGGCCAUUGGCAAUAUUGUGGACGAAGUAACAAGCGCUUUGGGUGUCCAAGUCAAGCCGGACCUUGGCAGUGAAAUCAAGGCAGAACAAGAAGAGAGCAAUGGGUCACCAGACAGGAAGAAGGAGACGGACGAGAAAACAAUUGUUUCGGGGAUUUUGGUUUCGGAUGAGAAGAAUUUCGAUUUGAAUCUGGUAUCACUUUCGGAUCUGAGGGAUUACCACAUGGAUCUAUCAACCACCGUGCUGCGGGAGCGUCAAACCAUCCAUAUAGACUGCAAAAAAGAGUUGAUCUAUUGGCACCUGUGUCAGAUGUUUGGAGACAUGGAAGUCUUAAUCGACGACGAGGGCAUCACUCACAAGACCCAGGAGCCUGCGAAGCCAAGCGCGAACAAUGCAGGUGAGCUCGAGUUAAAAAUCAUGGGCGACGUUAAACUGAAUAUUAUCAAGAGUGUCGCGACUUUAGAGUGGUCUCAAGGAAUAAUGAAUGACACAGUCGCAGACAGUGUAAUGGCUAUACUUCUCAGUGUUGACUCUUCGCCUGCAAGUGUUAAAAUGAGCAGUCGAAGCUGUAAUCACGAUCACGAUCACGAUCACGAUCAUGAUCACGGUCACGAUCACGGCCACGAUCACGACCACCCAGAAGACAAGCAUUAUAAAGGAAACGGCAUUGGCAGCGAACACGACGACCUGUGGAAAAUUAAACAAGUUGCCCGACUCUGUACGGAACAAUUCGGCGAUUGUUUCAGUUAUAAAUUCCACGAAAGUGACACCGCUGGCGAUAUUAUGGGCGACGUCACCAUAGGGAAAACGAAGGCCACCAUUAAUUUGUCGCAAAUGAAAGUCGCAGAAUGCGAUUCUAAUCCUCUUAAAGGCAGAAUCGAGAGUAUACUAAGCAUUGCCAGCGAUCUGGUAGCACCGCUGUGCUGA
Messenger RNA from Lachancea meyersii CBS 8951, 2370 nucleotides. Lineage: Eukaryota; Fungi; Ascomycota; Saccharomycetes; Saccharomycetales; Saccharomycetaceae. The record is from the annotation of a GenBank genome assembly.